This is a messenger RNA of Amblyraja radiata (thorny skate), 1522 nucleotides long. RefSeq names its product oocyte zinc finger protein XlCOF6-like. Gene Ontology annotation, cellular component: nucleoplasm. Gene Ontology annotation, biological process: regulation of immune system process; negative regulation of transcription by RNA polymerase II; regulation of cytokine production. NCBI's taxonomy places the organism in Eukaryota, Metazoa, Chordata, Chondrichthyes, Rajiformes, Rajidae. The coding region runs from base 2 to 1522 and encodes 506 amino acids. The transcript is spliced from 5 exons. The record is from RefSeq and is a predicted model, not a curated record. Gene Ontology annotation, molecular function: DNA-binding transcription repressor activity, RNA polymerase II-specific; RNA polymerase II cis-regulatory region sequence-specific DNA binding.
UAUGACGUCUCGCCGCGGACCAAGAUGGAGCCGAUCCGCCCUGGACGGUAGCUACAUCACUACUAUAGGAGUGGAUUUCAAGGUUCAGACGGUCGAUGUUAAUGGGGAGAAGGUGAAGCUGCAGAUCCGUACAAUCACGUGGCUUAGGAGCCGGUGCCGUGGAUGGAGAGACGAGGACGUGAGCGGCCCCGAUCUGCUCGGUGUGCGGGCUGAGCUUCGAGCUGCUGAGCUGCGAUGGAGGACCACAUGGCGGGACACAACAAGGAGAAGCGUUAUGAGUGUGACGUGUGUGGCCAGGCCUACGGGAGAACGCCCCUUCGACUGCUUGGAGUGCGGCAAGAGCUUCACCUGCUAUGACAAGCUGCAGCAGCACAACCGCGUGGACUCCGGCGAGAGGCCCUUCACCUGCUUCGACUGCGGCAAGAGCUUCAAGACGGCGGAUGUGCUGAAGAUACACCGGCGGGUGCACACAGGCGAGAAGCCCCAUGGCUGCUCCACCUGCGGCAAGAGUUUUGCCCAGUUGUCGGCGUUGUGGGAUCACCGGCGGGUGCACAGCAAUGAGCGGCCCUUCACCUGCUCCAACUGCGGCAAAGGCUUCAAGUCAUCCAUCCACCUGAAGAUUCACCAGCGCACUCACACCGGCGAGCGUCCCUACACCUGUGCCCAGUGCGGCAAGGGCUUCACCCGCUCCAGCACCCUGCUGUUGCACCAGCGCACCCACACUGGCGAGCGGCCAUACACCCUGCAUCCAGUGCGGCAAGGGCUUCACCCGCUCCAGCACCCUGCUGCAACAACCAGCGCACCCCACACUGGCGAGCGGCCAUACACCUGCAUCCAGUGCGGCAAGGGCUUCACCUGCCCCAGCAACCUGCUGUCCCACCAGCGCACCCAUACUGGCGAGCGUCCCUACACCUGCAUCCAGUGCGGCAAGGACUUCACCCGCGCCAGCAACCUACUGGUGCACCAGCACACCCACACCGGCGAGCGCCCCUACACCUGCGCACAGUGCGGAAAGGGCUUCACCCACUCCAGCACCCUGCUGGUGCACCAGCACACCCACACUGGCGAACGCCCCUACACCUGCACCCAGUGCGGCAAGGGCUUCACCCGCUCCAACAACCUGCUGAAGCACCAGCGCACCCACACCGGUGAACGGCCCUACACCUGCAUCCAGUGCGGCAAGGGCUUCACCCACUCCAGCAACCUACUGAUGCACCAGCGCACCCACACCGGCGAGCGUCCCUACACCUGCACACAGUGUGGCAAGGGCUUCACCCGCUCCACCUCUCUGCAGUCCCACCAGCGGGUGCACGCCGUCGACCGUCCCGUCCCCAGCCCGGUGUGCGGAGAGCGCUUCACCAUGGCCUCACAUGCCCUGUCUCACCAGCGCGUGCACACCAGUGGCCAGCCCUACGACUGCCUGUACUGCGGUGAGGAGUUUGACAGCUCGCGGGGGUUGCGGCAGCACCGGCGGACCCACGCCGGCGAGCAGCUGCCUUGGUACCAGACCAAGUGGGACUAG